GAAGGAUCAGAUCUCAUUCUUCAUUUCACAGCAUAAUAACAACUCCAGUUGAGAUUCCACUAUCAUCUUACGGACUAGGAAUCAGCAACUCAACAACAAAAUGACUAGCCGCCAUGUUCUAACUCACCGAAUCAAAUCCGGUGUAAUAUUCUCCGCCCCCGGCAACAUGCUGGCCAUGCCCGAAGGAGGCUGGGGUGACGAUACACCAGUCCCUCGACCAAAGAAACCCAAGAAGAAAAUCGCACACCGUGGCAUCGAUCAGUUUCCCAGGUACAUAUCAAGAGUGGCGCCUCCUUAUGAGCCUCACGAUGACGCUGGUCCUUUCACCUCGGGCAGAGAUGUCAAAGAGUUCAGACUCUUCUCCGUGCCACCAUACCCCGAGCCCCCAGAGAGACCUCAAGAACCUGAAAUACCUGAGGUGACACUAUGUCUACCGGUGCUCAGUGUGUCAUUGACAGCUACUGUUGACGGGACAGUCGCCCAUACAGAGCUGGUGCAGAAAUUUCACAAUCCCUCUGAUGUGAUAAUCGACGCUGCGAAGCACGUAUUCCCUCUAUACGAUGGAGCUGUUAUCACCUCAUUUGAGUGUACAAUUGGUGAUGAACGUCGUGUCAGAGGCGUCGUCAAGCCAAAGGUGCAAGCGCGGAAAGAAUAUGAGGAAGCUGUCCGCGAUCGAGUCGCAGCUCCGGCGCUUUUAGAAGAGCAUACGCCCGAGAUCUUCGAGACGUCUCUUGGAAACAUUCCCACCAAUACAACAGUGGAGAUCAAGAUUACGUAUGUUCAAGAGCUGAAGGUCGUCAUGAUGGAAACAGAAGCAACCGAGGGGAUAGCUCUUACUAUUCCGAUGUCUAUUGCUCCGCGCUAUAGUAAGUCACCAAUUGAGUGGGAGCCAGCGUCAACCAUACCAGAGGAGAAGCUUGACAUCUGGAUCAGGGUCAUUGAUAAUGGGAAAGUUAGCCAUGAAGGCUGUGAUGAAGAGUCGGGCCAUAUCGUGGAUUUUGAGGGUUACAAACCCAUCGAAUACUUCCACGUGUCUGAAAAAGAUGCAGCACCUGCAUCCUACUACGUCUGGCACCAUGAAUCACAGCCACCAGUUCUGAGGAAGGACUUUGUCUUUGUUAUCCAGAUGAAUGAGGGUCAUCGCAUCAAGUCUCGGGCCAUCGCUUGCCCGGCAGAUGAUGAGGGUUUAGCUGCCAUGAGGGUAAACAUCCGACCCAACGAUCUGUUCCGCAAUGCCAUCAUUCCACAAUCAUUCACCGGGGAGAUUCUGUUUCUUCUUGACCAAUCUGUAUCAAUGGAUUGGUCUAAUGGGUCACCAGCCUAUGGCAGCCGACAUACCGGAGGACGAAAGAUCGAUGUCAUGCGAGAAGCAAUGUUCCUUGCUCUUUCUGGAAUACCAUCUACAUGCAUCUUUAACAUCAUAUCAUGGGGAUCAGCAACCGUCGGCCUGUGGGGAAACUCCCAACCUCACACCGAAGAGAAUAUCAGAGAAGCCAAGAAAUAUGUCUCCCAAAUCGAAGCUGAUAUGGGAGGUACAGACCUACUUCGAGCUCUAGAGGCUGUAGUGAAGCGUCGAGUGCAAGAACGAGGAUCAACGCAGAUCAUCAUUCUCACAGACGGCGAAUUGGAACCAGAGGAAUCGAUCCAGUUUAUCUGGAAGAAACGUCAACUAUUCGGAGACAGCAUUCGAUUCUUCGCCCUGGGCAUUGGAGAUGAAGUUUCUCACCGUUUGGUGGAGAGUAUCGCGGAGUGUGGCGGUGGCUAUAGCGAUGUUGUUCAUACUACGCAGACACCACGAUGGCACGAUCGAUUGAACCGAUUACUGAAGUCGGCUCUGGAACCAAACAGCUGGAGUUGCGACAUCGACCUCGGUAGCGGAUUCGAACGGAAGAGCCUGAUCGAUUACAAGCUAGGACGGGAUAAUCCUGCAGAUGGUGGCAAGAUACCUUAUGUCCAAUCUCCUUUUCCAAUCUCAUCCCUCCAUCCCUUCAGCUUUGCCUCGAUUUCCUUCUUGGUCGACCUUCGUCAUGGCGGAGAACUUCCCAAGACUAUUAUGAUAACCACGACUACCCCUGGUGCCAAGAAAAAGUCUUAUGAACUACCGAUAGAGAUAGUAACGAACAACGACGGAACUAUCCAUCGAUUAGUCGCCAAAUCCGCUCUACUUGACCUAGAAAAUCAGAUAAAGCGCGGAACUACAGAAACAGAAGUCACCAAAGCAAGUGCAGAGAACAUUGGCACUAUGUACUCCAUCACCAGCAAGUGGACAAGCUUCGUUGCUGUCUCAGAAAAGGAACCUACGCAGACCGUGGAAGAGCAAAAGAUGAAUCACUACAAGGCACUCUUUGACGAGAUAGACAUCGAUGAGCUUCUCAAUAACGUGGAUGAUGAUGAAAGUACAUCUUCUGAUUCGUCGAGUGGUAUUGUCUAUGGUGUCUCUCAGAGCCCGCAAAUGAAUAGCCUAGACUUAUCACCACCAUUCUCUAGACCUUCGGAUCACUAUAACUACGGCCGAGUACUCGAGUCUGCGAAGUCAAGACCACUUCCCCAGCCAGCGUUCUAUCGGCCACCACCACCACCCGCACAAAAGUCACAAACCCAUUCCGCAGGCAAUAAUGGAGGUCGGCAACUCGUUAUAGAAAAACGUACGCUCAGGAGUUGUUCUUUUGAAGAGGAUAGUUAUGAGCCCGAGGAUCUACCUCUCGCGGGUAGUCCAAUCGCUCGGUGCAUAUCCGUUUCAGGGCCAGUGGAGCCACAAGCAUCUGAUGAUAGUGGUCCUGCCGGUACAAGUCAAAACGUCUCCCACACUUUGAGCAUAACUGGAAGUUCGAGUUCUGAAGAUGAGGUGCUUGAGUGGAGAUCUCGGGAACGGCGGGGUUCUACUGAAUCUCAAGCUCGGGCGAAGAGUGUCGACGGUGAUGUUGGCAUACCCUCAAGACAGCGCGUUUUUAGCGACAAUUCCCCAAUAACUGGUAUUUUUGCCAAUGUUCCUCUCAUUCCAAAUGAUUCUUCUUAUGAAGAAGCAGAAAGAUUGGAGCGCACGCGAGCGAAUACCGCAGACGGUGUCACUCUGCAUAGCAUUCCGGACUUACCACCACCUACGGCAGAAGACUCUCUAGUUCACGAGCUUAGAGAUCGUUCUCGAGCUGAUACGGCUAGACCAUGUAGCGUUGAAUCGUACAAUUCAGCAGCCGAUACGAAACGAGCUUCUACGUCUGCGUGCUCCACGCCAUCAAAGCCCGUGCGCCGCAGUACACCUUUAUCUGAGGACGAAGACGCUUAUUUUGAAGUUGGUACAAACCAGAGGUUUCGGGUCGUGGGCCCUCAACAAACCAUGCCGUCAUCUAGACGCCCUCCUGUCGGUGAAGACCGCCAACUCAUCGCGCCCAAGGUUCCCCCGCCGUCUGGUGAGCCUUCCUUGCCUGGCUGGGCACCGCAAAGCAGCGCACGAGAGACCCUACCUGGUGGUCCUAAAUUCCCUACUUACAGAGUUCCACCCAUCCCUAGUCCCCCACCCCGAGCUCCAGGCACAUACAACAGCGACGCGAAAAACGGUGAGGCAAUGAGCGCUACAUACAUUUCUCAGCCCUCUGAAACUUUCCUUGGGCCUGAUUCAUUAGCGGUAAACGCAAAAUCGCCUCAUGACCAUGGAUUUCCCUACAGCGGAUAUCCUGUAUUCCCUUGUGACGCUAAUACGGCUAAGCCGGGUAACGUUGGAUCUUGGGAUUCAAACCACGAUUCAGACCACGAGGAAAGGAGUCAGAGCAGUUUUGACUUACCUUCAUAUCAACAUGACCCGCAUGACCCUCUAAACUGGCGGGUUGCUAUGGAAAGUCAAGAUGGCCAGGGUCUAUUCAAACUGCCAGAGCAAACCGGAGAAAGGCUGCGGCGGCACUUCUGUCGGGACACAACACUGAAUGUCAUGCCCAAGAUUUCCGAAUUUCUGAGUGACUCCUCAAUCUCAGCACAAGAGAGGGAAGAAACAUGUGGCCGCUUAAUGGACACAUUGAUGAUGGUUGAAUGUUACAAAACGCACUUGGCGCAGGAGGAAGACAUAUGGGACUUGAUGAUGGAGAGGGCGUGGGACGCGAUGAUUGCGGUUCUUGGACUAUCUGAUAGGGAAGAAGCCUUAGAAGAGUUGGCGAGUCUUGCAAGAGCUUCGAUGAUGCAUUCGCAUUUCAUGGCUGCGACUGGAACAAGGGAUUCGGAGAAGGAUGGUGAUUCUGUGGACGCGGUGAUAUGUCCUGUCUGCGACGUGGUAUGGCCGACAACGCAGCGUUUCUUUUGUCCUUUUGAUCACGAGACUGACACGGAGAUUGAUGAGUUCCAGAACUGGGAUGACUUUUGGACACAUCAGAUACAGAAAGGGCAUGUUGUUUGUCCUCAGGAGGGUAUGUAAAUGGAGGAGAUGAGCCAACAUUUUCUUGCAUAUCCAUCCAUAAGCUCAAAAUCUGCAAGGGUAUAUCUUGUGCGGGUGACAGAAUGUGAAUAAAAUGGUACGGAAUUUACAAAAUGACUAUGGAGCCUGAUGGAGGGUCAAUGCACUGGAUAUACUAGCAGCGAAAAAAAACACGAGCGGAAAACUAAUGAACUAAUUCUUCAAACUUUCAUUAA
Fusarium redolens is the source of this 4614-nucleotide messenger RNA. RefSeq lists its product as uncharacterized. NCBI's taxonomy places the organism in Eukaryota, Fungi, Ascomycota, Sordariomycetes, Hypocreales, Nectriaceae. The transcript has a single exon. The coding region runs from base 101 to 4399 and encodes 1432 amino acids. The record is from RefSeq and is a predicted model, not a curated record.